This is a messenger RNA of Hypanus sabinus (Atlantic stingray), 2894 nucleotides long. It is a transcript of the gene lsg1, whose product is annotated as large 60S subunit nuclear export GTPase 1. Gene Ontology annotation, molecular function: GTPase activity; GTP binding. The record is from RefSeq and is a predicted model, not a curated record. Gene Ontology annotation, biological process: ribosomal subunit export from nucleus. The coding region runs from base 671 to 2617 and encodes 648 amino acids. Gene Ontology annotation, cellular component: cytosol. Lineage: Eukaryota; Metazoa; Chordata; Chondrichthyes; Myliobatiformes; Dasyatidae. The transcript is spliced from 16 exons.
UGCACACCAAUUGAGACCAUAACUUCUACUUUUGCUUGUGAAUGUUUUGUCACCAAAACAGAGAGAGAAAAGAAAAUAAUUUAUUCAUGAACGCAUUACGCAAGAUUCCUGAGCUCACGCUGAUGAGAGAGCAGAGAAAAAACAUGAGUGGCUGGAUAAAAUCCAAAUUGUUUUGAGGGAGCUGUGAUUCGGGAGGUGUGAUUUCCCACAACAAUUUCACCCAAUUAUCUGCACAAAUAAUUUUGUAGGUUUGGAGAUUGUCGCAACCAAUUGAAAAAUUAAGGACUGGGAUCAACAGUUUUCCACUGCUACAGGAUACAGAGAUAAAACAGGACAACUGAGUUCACACAUCAAACUUUGUGCUUGCGUGCGUGCGUUGCUUUUUAAAUACAUUUUAUACCAUCCUAAAUUAUUUGAUCAAGCUUCAGCAAAUGAAUCUUUGGAAUCAAAGAUCGGAAAGAAUACGAUAUGAUUUCACAUUAGACCUUUAGUAAACUAACUGUUUGCAAGACAAGCAAUGAAUCGAGACUAAAAUGAUGGAAUAUGGACCACCCCUGCUGCCACGCUGCCCCGGAACCUCGGAUUCCGCGUUCUUGUUCUGAUCGGACGGAUUUCAGGGGAGCACACCGGUUGUUAUGGCGUGUGUGGCGUGAGCAACGGACGACCAGCUAUGGGCAAGAAAAAGAGCGGCAGCGGCGGUGGUCUGGGGCGGGCCAUCAUCCGCGAAAAGAACCAGUUAGCCAGGAACCCGAGGAAGGCGAACGACUGGCUUCACACAAGUGAACUGAAUGAUGGGUAUAACUGGGGACGGCUCAACUUGCAGUCUGUGACAGAACAAAGCACUCUAGAUGAAUUCCUGGCCACUGCAGAACUGGCUGGCACAGAGUUUGUGGCAGAGAAGCUUAACGUCAAGAUUAUUUCUGCGGAAGACAGAACUGGUUUGCUAACAGCUGAAGAAAACAAGAAGAUCAAGAAACUCCAAGAAGAGAACAAGCAGUUUCUGUGCAUACCCAGGAGACCUCAUUGGGAUGAGAAUACAGCUGCAGAAGAACUGCAAAAAGCAGAAAGGGAAAGCUUCUUAGAAUGGAGGAGACAAUUAGCUCAGCUGGAAGAGGAAAGAAACCUGAUUCUUACACCAUUUGAAAAGAAUCUGGACUUCUGGCGUCAGCUGUGGAGAGUUAUUGAAAGAAGUGACAUCAUUGUUCAGAUUGUUGAUGCUAGAAACCCACUGCUUUUCCGGUGUGAAGAUUUGGAACGAUAUGUGAAGGAGAUCCAGAAGGAUAAAGUCAAUAUGAUACUCCUGAAUAAAGCUGAUUUGCUGACUCGUGCACAAAGGAGAAUUUGGGCCAAAUAUUUUGCUGCGGAAGGUAUCCGAGUGGUUUUCUGGUCGGCCACAGCAGAAGCAAAAAGGCUAGAUGCUGAAGCCAAGGGAGAGGAACAAAGUGGAGAAAGAAGUGAAGAGAGUGAAAGUGAUAGUGAUACAUUUCAGGAGGACACGAUGCCUAUAGAUGAAAGUGACAGUAGUCAGUAUGAAGAUUGUGAAGAUGAUGAACUUUGGGAAACAUGUUCGGAAGAUGAGAAGGAAAAUUUCAACCAAUCUGAUGCUGAUGGUCUGGCGGACACUAAAAUAGAUCACAUCUCUUGUGUGGACUGCAGCAGUGAUAAUGGCAGGACUGGAUGUGCUUCAAGCUGUAAUUCAACACAGUUUACAAAAAACUGUGUCAAGAACUCAAGUCGUUUGAUGCAGCGAAAUGAACUACUGGAGAUUUUUAAAACUUUACACAAAGGAAAACGCGUGAAAGAUGUUGAAAUCACGGUUGGCUUAGUGGGCUAUCCAAAUGUUGGAAAAAGUUCCACAAUAAAUACUAUCUUUCAAAAUAAGAAAGUCUCUGUAUCUGCAACUCCAGGUCACACAAAACAUUUUCAGACACUGUAUGUAGAAGCUGAUUUAUGCUUAUGUGAUUGUCCUGGCCUAGUGAUGCCAUCCUUCGUGUCCACUAAAGCAGAGAUGGUCUGCAGUGGGAUUUUACCCAUAGAUCAGAUGAGAGAUCAUGUCCCACCUGUAUCUCUAGUCUGCCAGCAUAUACCCAGGCAUGUUUUAGAAGCCACAUAUGGAAUUAAUAUUAUUAGACCCCGAGAGGAUGAAGAUCCAAAUAGGCAACCUACUCAUGAAGAGCUAUUAACAGCCUAUGGAUACAUGAGGGGUUUUAUGACUGCACAUGGACAACCAGACCAACCAAGGGCAGCUAGAUACAUUUUGAAAGAUUAUGUAACUGGCAAGUUGUUGUACUGUCAUCCUCCACCUGGUAUUGAUCCUGCCCAUUUCCAAAAUCAUCAUGCUGCCUUUGAAGAACACAUUGUUACGUGUGACAAGAACAGCACAAAACUCAAAGGGAAACAAAAUAAAGUAAAAAGAAUUGAAAAUGAUGUGGACAAAAUCUUCUUUCAUCAGGAGAAUGUUCGAGCUUUGACAAAGGGAGCUCAAGUAGCAAUGGGAUUCAAGCUUGGCACUGAAGCAACACCAGUGAAUGGAGUGGCAGGAAAACCUUGGAAAAAACAUGGCAACAGGAACAAGAAGGAAAAAAUAAGGAGAGUUUGCAAGCAUCUGGACGACUGAACGUGACAUCAUCAGUUGUUGGGUAUUUGCCCUAGUUAUUUGAACAUAAUGAUGUUCAAUAAACAAUAUGAUCAUCUAUAAAUCAGACAGAUUUGCCAUCAAGUACAUGUUGAAUAAUAAGACACCAAAUUUAUUCUGUUCAGCGUAAAUCAAUUAAUUAGCCACAAGUCAUUUAAAAUUUAUAUUUCAUCUUGUAUGUAGAAUUUAUUGUAAACAAUCUCUUCUAAAGAUCUGAAUUUGAUAAUAAAAGAAUAAAAGAUAAACAGUUAUGUACCAA